This is a messenger RNA of Brettanomyces bruxellensis, 333 nucleotides long. RefSeq names its product FK506 binding protein proline rotamase rapamycin-binding protein (gene FPR1). Gene Ontology annotation, molecular function: peptidyl-prolyl cis-trans isomerase activity. Lineage: Eukaryota; Fungi; Ascomycota; Pichiomycetes; Pichiales; Pichiaceae. The transcript has a single exon. The record is from RefSeq and is a predicted model, not a curated record. The coding region runs from base 1 to 333 and encodes 110 amino acids.
AUGGCUUCUGAACUCAAGAUUGAGGUUGUUUCCCCAGGUGAUGGCAAGACCUUCCCAAAGGCAGGUGAUUUGCUUACUGUUCAUUACACCGGUACUUUGGAGAAUGGAAAGAAGUUUGACUCUUCCAAAGAUAGAAACAAACCAUUCCAGUUUAGAAUUGGUCAGGGUAUGGUGAUCGCAGGUUGGGAUCAAGGCUUUGCUAAACUUUCACUUGGUGAAAAAGCUAGAUUGACCAUUCCAGGUGCUUUGGCCUACGGUGACAGAGGUUUCCCAGGUUUGAUUCCUCCUAAUGCUACUUUGAUUUUUGAUGUUGAGUUGUUGCAGAUCAACUAA